Messenger RNA from Didymodactylos carnosus, 704 nucleotides. NCBI's taxonomy places the organism in Eukaryota, Metazoa, Rotifera, Eurotatoria, Philodinida, Philodinidae. The record is from the annotation of a GenBank genome assembly.
AACAAGUUGAAAGUUUGGUGUCUAAUUCGAUAUUAUUUAUCCUAUACAGCUACUUUACAAGUGUGUUGGUUUUUGACUUUUGCUACUAUCGAUACCUUUCAUCGUCUCGGCACGUUUGGAAACGGAAUUGGAGCAACAUAAAAAAUGCGUACCGUGUCAUCUUAAUAAUAUUUGGUAUUACAUCUGUCCUUUAUUCAAACAUUUUCCUUUGUUUUGAUAUUAAAGUUGUCGAUGCUCCAUCAUCAUGUUAUGCGCGAAAUUAUUCAUGUCGUUUAGCAAAUGAUUUAUUUAAUUUUAUUCUCAAAAAUAUAAUACCUAUUACAAUUAUGUUAUUAUUUGGAUAUUUAAUCGUGGACAAUGUUCGAAAACAAAUUUGUCUGGUGGCACCUGCAACACUGUCAACAACGAAAACGACCGUUUCAAGAAUAAGGCGUGAUGAUUAUCAAUUAAUUCGACUAUUACUUAUUCAAGUGUGUCUUAUGUCGAUAUUCGUUAUGCCAGCAGGCAUAAUCAAAUUAUAUUUGACGUUAACCGUGUCAUACAUGAAACAAAAAUCACAACUAAGAAUAACAAUCGAAAACUUUUGCUUUACUUUGGCAGUUAUUCUUAGUUAUGUUACGUAUAGUAUGCCGUUCUAUAUUGAUACACUUAGUGGUUCCACGUUCCGUUAUGCUUUAAGACGGCUAUUUACACGCGUUUAUUAA